AUGGAGGCCGAUCUUGCAGGAGAUGGCGGUAAGAAGAGCUAUGCCGAGAGAGCGCGGAUAUUCAAGCUGCGAAGAAACCUGGACCAGCUGGACUCGUUCUACAGACAGAAGGAGUACGACGUCCUGAAAGCCAGGGAGGAGCUGAAGGCGUGUUGGCUGAACAUCGAGGAGCUGCAUAAGAAGAGGGACAAGGUGGAGAGGGACAUUGACCAGCAGAAAGAGGCUGACAAUGCUGCAGCACUCUUCCGCCUGCGGGCUCAGCACAAACGGCUGUGUGCGGAGCUGCUCGGGGAGGAAGAGCUGGAGACGCAUAUCGCCCAGACCUUGAAAGAGCACGAGCUGGAGCUGUGUCAGGUGGAGGUGGAACAAGGGCGCUUCUUCCACCUGCGACAGGAGGUGGAGCAGGAGGAGCAGAGCGUCCAGGCCCAGCUGGCCCGGAGAGCAGCCUGCAGACUUGAGAAGGAAGACGCUGUCGCCAGGGGCAUCCAGCUCAGGAGGCGCAUGGAGAGAAGGAAGCAGAUGACCCUUAUGAAGGAGGCGGAGGCUCGGCGUCGCAGGACAGAGGAGGAGGCACAGGCCAGCUAUCUGAGAGCCUCAGUGUACUUCAAGGAGACCAUGAACAGAAUUCGCCAGAAAGAGGCAGAAAAGGAGCUACAGAGUCGAGAGCUGAUGGAGAAGAGGAUGCAGGCGGUGUUGUCACUCAAGUCCAGCAUCGCAGCCACCCAGGAGAAGCUGCGUGUCCAGCAAGCGAGAGACAAGGCCUGCUUAUUGAGACAGAAGGAGGAGGAGAGGCAGGCAAAGGAGCUGCUGCGGGCAGAGGAGAGAAACAUGACAAAGUACAUGCGCCGGCAGAAACUGCUGCAGGAUUCCCAGAGAAGGAAGGAGGAGUUUGCAGAGAAACAGAAAUCCAAAAGGGUUAAAGUCAUCUCCAAGUUACUGCUGGAAGAGGCCUUACUUGAAAAACAGAAGAAACAUCAUCCUCUACCUUUCCCACCAGUUCCACCAGCCACUAAAAAGCCAACAGCGCUGGACAAGUCUACAGACACCUUACUGCAAUACCUAGAUGAAGAACCUUCACAAACCAAACAAGAAAGACUGAGACCUGAGUGGCGCACCCCCUCCCCUACGUCAGAUGAGGAGAGCCGUGGCAGCGAGGAGGACUCUCUGUUUGGCCGUGACUCAGUGGACCUCCCUGGGAAAGAGGAGGAAGAGGAGGAGGAAGAAAGCCUUGCACUGCCCGAAUUCACAGGCUUAUGGGACCAGAGGCACAAAGACUACCAGAAUCUCCAAGAUGAUGAGGUUUCCCUACCCAAAGCUGAGCAGGACGGGCUUGCUCUGAGAAUGGGCAAACACCUGGAUGCAAUGCUCAGGAGCAAAGCUGUACAUGGAAAGGAAUUCAAGGGAUGUCCUUUUGUCAGCAGACCAGAAUGCAUUACCUUCAAGGACUUUGAGGUGGGAAAGACAUAUAAGAAAAAGAUCACCCUGACCAAUGUCACAUACUCGACAAAUUACUGCAAACUGCUGGAUGUCAGUGAGCAUCUGAAAGAUUUCAUUUCUGUACACUUUGAGCCCCCUGGUCCGAUGUCUGCUGGAAUGGCCUGUGAUAUGACGACCACCUUUAAACCAAUGAUAAAUAAAGAUUUGGACGGAGAAGUACAGUUUUUGUCAUCAGCUGGACCAUUUGCUGUGCCUCUUAAAUGCACUAUCAAGAAAUGUGCUCUGGCGGUUGAUAGCAGCCUCAUUGAUUUUGGCACCCAUGUGGUGGGGCAGACAAUUUCACGGACAAUCACCCUAACCAACCAGGGAGCCCUGGGCACACACUUUAUCCUGGUUCCAUCCGUCUGCCCCAGCCCGCUGCAGCCUCUCUCCAAGCCGUCCCCCCAGGCUGCUCAGGGACCACAGGUCAGCAGCAGUUCAGAAGCUAUUUCAGAUGAGGCAGAGAGCCCCAUGCAACAUGGGUCAGGAAUCUCUAAAUCAGAAGAAGAGACUCAGGAGGUUUCAGCUGGUACAGAUUACCCCAGCACAGAGCACAAACUCUCCGGGAGCUCCUCUGUGAGGUGUCAGACUCCGGUCGCCCCUGAGAUGACAGGUCCGGAAGGUGCCGCAGAAGCCGAAUCCUCCCAGCCGAACGGAGAAGAGCUGCUGGAGCCAAGCCAGGAGGACGCUCAGGACUGCAAUGAUAUCAAAGCUGGAGAGGUGAGAGAGGGUGAAAUCGCCCCCUUCGGAAGUGUCAAGCUGCAGAUAGUGUUCACACCAAGCAUUCCAGGAGAGGCCAAGAUGGACUUCCACAUCAAAUUCUCUGACCCUGACUCUCAGCCGAUCCUUAUCACUGUGCGUGGGACGGGGGUCAGCGUUCCUGUAUGGGUCGAUCAACCGAACAUCGACCUAAAAAUCUGCAUGUAUGAUCGGCUCUAUCAAGACAGCAUUGUUGUACAAAGCAGGUCAAACAUAGCUCUCCGACUCACAUUUGAGGUGUGCAAGGAGCUGAGGAACCACAUGGAAGUUCUACCAAAAACUGGCUAUAUCCAGGCCCAGUCAAGCUUUCAGUCACAGCUCAAGUUCCUGCCCAGAUCUUCCUUGCCAGAGGAUGCAGAGAGAUUCUUUGACAGUGAAACAGGAGUCCUGGAAGUCCCAAUGUCAAUACAAGUGGCAGAUCAGGUCCGCCCUGUGCAGUUCACAGUCCAUGCCAUCAUUACGAACUCUGACCUGGAGUUUGACAGGACGGAGGUGGACUUCGGCCACUGCUCCAUUUUCGAGUCUGUGAAAACCAGUGUCCUCCUUACAAACCACUCUCUUCUCCCUCAGGACUUUGGCUUUUUGGGAAUCCCAGAGUUUGUUGAUAUCCAGCCCAACGAUGGCUUUGGCACACUCCUCCCACUGGAAACUCUGGAAAUUGAUCUUGUCUUCAGUGCCAAAAAGGCUGGAGAAUACACCUUUCAGCUCACCUGCAAGUCAGGAAUUAACAGAGACUUCAGUCUGUCAUGCCGAGCCGUGGGGGUGCACCCUCCUCUGGAGCUGUCCCGCUCGCUGGUGCGCUUCGGAGCCACGGCUGUGGGCGACACGGCCACCGCCGUGCUGCACGUGGUGAACUCCCACACCAGCCGAAACGAGUUCGCCCGUCCCGUGCCGCGCAUCGGCAAGGGCCCCAUCGCGACCGUGGGGCCCAGGCUGUUUGAGUUCGCGCCCCCGGAGAACGCCGAAAUAACUAUCACCCCCACCGCGGGGCGAGUCUUACCGGGAGAGAGAUGCCUCGUUCAGGUGUCCUUCAGGCCCACAGUAUCCCAGGAGGCAGUGAGGGAGGAGGCAGUGCGCCUGCUGUGUCAGGCGGAAGAGCUGAGAGUGAGAGAGCUGGAGAGGAGAGAAGCAGAGGGAGCUGGAAGAUCAGGCAAGCUUUCGUUGGCAUCUUGUAAUAAGAAGGACGCGCAGCUUGACCCCAAAAAAGGAAAGAGGCAGCAGUCCAGACGCUCCUCAGCCAAGCCACUUCUUAAAGACAAGGGCGGCAAAGCGUCCCUCACACCCAAAACCUCCAGCCCGUUCCAGCCCCCCAGCCCGGCAGACAUCCAGCCGGGUUCGGAUGAGUUUGCUGCAGGCAAGGCCUCCCUGUUGCGCUCUUUCACCGAGCGCUUCAGCAGAUACAUCAUCCCCUGCUUUGUGUCUGACGGUGACGCUCCUGACAACGGGCGGCCAGACGGCUCUCUGUACAGCCCACACAACACCCUGUACCUGGAGCUGCACUGUCCUGCCGUUAAGCCCGCCCUGGUGGUCAUCUCAAACAACGGCCACACGACCCUCAACUUCCACCAGGUGGCAGUAGGCCAGAAAGUCAUCCAGAAGGUCACAGUGCAGAACAUUUCGCGGGAAUCUCUUGUCCUGAAUUCUUCACUCCUAGACCAGAGUGGGCCUUUCAUGCUUCUUAACGCCCUCAGGCCUCUUGAACCUGGAGCCACACACACUAUCCUUCUGAGUUUCACUCCUAGCCAAAGCAAAAAGUACCGUGAGACCUUGGAUAUCCGAUGCACGAAGUUGACCCUGCGGCUCACUCUCUGGGGCGUCGGCGUGGACCCCGCCGUCGCCUGCUCACACGAAGGAAAGGUCAUGAGCUUCGGAUACGCGCUGGAGAAGGAGAGCGCUUCGCAGGUGUUUAAGCUGCAGAACACCUCCUCCCUGCAGGUGAGGUUCAGAGUUCACCUGGACAGCCUCUCUCUCACCAAGCACCAGGAACAGCAGGAGCUCCCAGCUUUCCUCACUCCAGGCGCUCUGCCAAAGUCUGCCGUGGGUACCCAGAACUACAGCGGGCUCAGCGUUUUUACUGUGAUGCCUAUAGAGGGCGCCAUACCUCCAGGGAAAACGCAGGACAUCACAGUGACGUUCCAGCCUGACCACGAGAGCCUCAACUACUCUGACAGGCUGACCGUGGAGCUCAUGAACAAGCAAACAGUGAGCGUGUUUGAGCUGAAGGGGGCGGCCCGUUCUCACAUCAUGUACCUGUGUGGCGGAGACCCGCUGGACGUGCCUGUCGAGUCCCUGGCCACUCUGUCCCGCAGCGACAGCCCGGAGUGUGCAGACUCGGAGAGGCCUCACCAGCCUGUCCUGCUCACGCUCAGAGCUGUAUACGGGGAGGAUGGAGUAAUCCCAGCCAUCCGCGAGCUGGAGGUGGGGUGCAUUCGCUGCUCCCAGCCUGUGGCCAAGAAGAACGUGGAGUUCAGCUGGGACAGCCUGCUAGCACUACAGCCGAGGGGCUUCAGCAUUGAGCCAGGCAAGGGAACUGUGGAGCCUGGAACUAGACGUACCAUCACUGUGACUUGGGCGCCCCCCAGUGGUUUGGAUCCGAACGAGGUGGUGCAUGCGACCGCGCAGCUUACCCUGCGAGGAGACGAGACGGAGGUGUACAGCGUCACCCUGCUGGCCACGGCCCUGAGAGCUCCGCAGCCGCACCGGCCUGCACCCGCUCGCCAGCAACACUCUGUAAGAUAA
Messenger RNA from Megalops cyprinoides (Indo-Pacific tarpon), 4974 nucleotides. It is a transcript of the gene cfap74, whose product is annotated as cilia and flagella associated protein 74. The record is from RefSeq and is a predicted model, not a curated record. Lineage: Eukaryota; Metazoa; Chordata; Actinopteri; Elopiformes; Megalopidae.